Messenger RNA from Brassica oleracea var. oleracea, 981 nucleotides. RefSeq lists its product as uncharacterized. The transcript has 2 exons. The record is from RefSeq and is a predicted model, not a curated record. Lineage: Eukaryota; Viridiplantae; Streptophyta; Magnoliopsida; Brassicales; Brassicaceae. The coding region runs from base 1 to 981 and encodes 326 amino acids.
AUGGAUCCAUCGGAAAUUCCUUUUGAUAUGGAUCCUUCAGAACUUCUUUUUGAUAUCGAAGCUUACAAAAGACAAUCUGAAAUUGAAGAAAGGUAUAUCCUCAACCAGUUUAGAGAGCGUCGAAAGAAAAUCGAGGAAGACUAUCCACCUCGUAGCAAGAGGAGAUACCACAAGAGAGAUCAUGCAGCGGCAAAUCAAAGAUUGAUUGACGACUACUUUUCCAAUCAACCUACAUAUGAUGAUACAAUGUUUCGUCGACGAUUUCGGAUGCGGAAACAUGUCUUUCUCCGAAUUGUAGAGGACCUAUCAAGAAGUGACGAUUACUUCACUCAACGAUUUGAUGCAGCUAAUAAAGAAGGUAUAUCUCCACUAGCGAAAUGUACCACAGCCAUGCGGAUGUUAGCAUAUGGUAUGGCAGCCGACGCAGUUGAUGAAUACAUCAAAAUUGGAGGUACAACAGCUUUGGAGUGCUUGCGUAGGUUUUGUAAGGGAAUCAUACAAUUGUACGAGCAAGUGUAUCUGAGAGCCCCAACUGAAGAUGACCUACAAAGAAUUUUGCAUGUUAGUGAAAUGCGAGGGUUCCCGGGAAUGAUUGGGAGUAUUGAUUGCAUGCACUGGGAAUGGAAAAAUUGUCCUAAAGCGUGGGAAGGACAAUAUACUCGGGGAGACAAGGGAACUACCACAGUUAUUCUUGAAGCGGUCGCAACCCAUGAUCUAUGGAUCUGGCAUGCUUUUUUUGGAUGUCCAGGCACAUUGAACGAUAUAAACGUUCUAGAUCGUUCACCAGUGUUCGAUGAUGUUGAACAAGGAAAUACUCCAAGAGUGAACUUCUUCGUGAACCAACGACCUUACAAUAUGGCGUACUAUCUAGCUGACGCCAUGUAUCUGAUGGUAACGGUUGGUGAUCUCCACCAUGUCAUGACGAGGGUUGUUAAAGGUUCUGGCGCGGCAAGGAUCUCAGACCCUCCUCCGGUUAGAUGA